CGCUAGCUGUGGGUCGGUGGUACUGAAGAAGGCGAUAGUAUACCAACAAUUGUUCGCAAAGUUUCAAGACUUGCAGAACGUCAUGGACGGUGGAAAGAAAGUUUGGGUCCCUGACAACGAACAUGGCUUUCGUUUGGGAGAAAUUGUCGAUCUUGGAUCGGACACGAUCACUGUUGAAGUCGAUGGUUCAAAGGGAAAGGUCUGAUGAGAUUAAUUUCGUUAGUUAAGACAUUUUUCCCGUUUAUAAAAAUGUAGAUAGAUAAGCUUAAAUUUUUUUUUUGCAAUCUUAUUGUAGGUCGUCACGGCUUCCUAUGAUAGAGUUUUCCCGUCAGAAAAGGAUAAUUCGCGAGAUUUUGAAGAUAAUUGUAAGUUGCCAAAGAACGCUAGGUUGCUUGCAUACGGGGGUGAAGCUUGUAUUAAGCUUAAUUCCACGAAAAAAGUUAAGCGUGGCAUUAAAUUCCAAAUAAUUUUUCUGGCUUUAGUUUGAAUGCCAGUACUUAUUUUGAUCUGAUAUUUCGAUAUUUUGUUAUUGUUUUUGGGUAUUGGAACCUGGCAGAUGUUUUGGCGUUGUUUGAAGCUACGAGAUAAUCGAGUUUGUCUUUAGCAGACGAUUGUGUAACUUAAUGAAAAACUUAAUUUUUGUUGUACUAGCGUUUGACACCGCAUUUUUUUUCCAAUUGCUAAGUUGCUACAUGUAUGUUCGAAAUUGAGUGGUUUCAUUACAUGUAGAGGGAUCGGAAUGUUGCAGCUUUAGAAAAUUAAUAAUUAAAUUGAUUGGUUGCACCUCUGAUUGAGGUGUGAGAUUUUGAAUGGGUUAUGCAUACUUUUUUUUUCAAAACGAGGGCCUAUUUUCAACCGAACUGUAAUAUUUCCUAACAACAGUUAUCAUAAAUUUAACAGAUAAAUGAUCUUGCCGUCUCCCUUUGGCUUACAUCUCAAAAGAUUGAGCCUCAGUUAAUUUUUGUUGUUGUAGAAUUGAGUGAAUAAGUGAAGAACAAAGAAUUUGAUUAUGUACUUAUUGACUAAGUGGGAGGUUUGAACAGGAAAUUAGUUGGCUUGUGGAUUCAAACAUUUUUAAGGAGUCUUGGGAAGUUGAAAGGCUGGGUUGAGAAUUGUGAGCUAGAGCAAUGAGAACUUUGAUGUGCCAGACGUAACGAAAGGCAACCUGAAGUUUGGUUUUUCGCUUUCAGAUGGAACGCUUCCAUCUAACCCAACUUUUGUUUUUACUCCUGUAUAUCUGCCAAGUGUUAUGCCUAAGGUGUGAUUGUCAUGCCUCUGGAUUGAAAACUUCGAUCUCAUGCCUGCUUACGCCCGUGUUCCAGUUUCUUAUUCUGUUAAAAAUGUUUGAGCUGUUACAGCAAUGACUGUCUUAUUUUGAAACAUAUAUUAAUAUUAUUAUUUAAACAAACUGGAACUAAUGAGAAAAGAAAAGUCCAUGUUUAAAAAUCAAAACUGGAUUUUUAUUUUUUUAUCAGACUGAUAAUAAGAAGAAAAGGCUGAUUUGAAUGGACCGUGUGUGUUCGCCUCGGUUGUAGUUUCUUCCUGGCUACGGCCCUCUCCAAAUUCUCUUAUUUUAGUAGGGGGAGGUCGUGUUCCUUCGUGUUCUCGCGCUCGUGUUAGCCAGAACUCUUCACAGCAUCUUCAGAAUGUCCUUGGAAGUCUUCGGAACGUCUUCAGUUAUUAACAGACGCCUACAAAAAAUCCUGAAAGUCUCAGAUAAAAAUGUCAUGCCUAUAAAUUAAAAAGUUGGCAGGUAUACUCCUGUAGCAUGAGUUAUCAAGUCAGACUAUGGAGAGGGAGAAACAAUGAACUUCUAGUUGUUGUUUUGAAGUUCGGGAAAACAUCAACGUUCUCUCUGCUAAAGCUCACAAUUUAACCCUUUUUGGCUUUUAAGGAUCUUUUUGAUUCAGCUUAGCUGGUCCUCCAGCAGUGUGUUCGUUGCCUGAGUCACGCGUUGCCAAAUUUUCUCGCCAUGUAUAGAAUCAUCAGAUCAUUAUACGUUUCUGGAAAACUGCCCCCUACCCCUCCCCCAAGCCAACAUUAAGACUUUCUUCUCACUUAGGGCAAAAUGUUGUCUUAGGGGAGGGGUAGGUGGACAUUUUCCUAGAAACAUACAUGUAUAAUGAUCCAAUUCAUCUUAACCAAUCAAAGCAGUGUACAUAGUACAAAAUCUAGUAACAGUGAACAGAGUUUAACAGGUUCUGCUUCUCUUUUUGCUGUGUUGGUCCAUUCAUGAAAAGGUACGACUUUACUCUUUACUUACUUUACUUACCCUCUUUACGUACUCUUUUAUAAUCUGCAGGUUCAUUGAUGUUUCUAAAUGAAGCAACUUUAUUACACAACUUGAAAAUCAGAUACCAAAAGGAUAAAAUAUAUGUAAGUUUGAAAUUAAAUGUUUAAGUGACAUUUCAGGAUGGUUUCAUCUAAAAAAAAAAGUGAGAGAGAAAAAGACAAGAAACAGUUACAUUUAUUACAUAUCUACAUAAUGGGGUUGUUCAUAAUUGAAGGAAUUCUCUUCACAUGCAGACCUCUUUCUUUUUCCUUUAACAAACAAAUUUUGCUUAUGGCCAGCUGCUAUUAACCUGUGCCACAGAACUAAACCUCUGGUUAAGUCCGUGUGAGCCAGUGCCUUAAUCCUUGUUCUGGGCUCCCACCUGUUUACCGGGAUUUGAUUACGCACCUUGAUUGGCCUGUUAAAUCCUGGUUUUCACCAGCGCACAAGCAUAAGCGCAAGCACAUGUGCAAGCAACUGAAAGCUGGGUCGAUAUAAAUAUAAGCAUAACAAGUUCGGUCUUCUUGUGCUUGUGCUUAUGCUUAUGCCUUAGCUUUGACCAGUGAAAAAUGGGGUUGGCGUAAGCACAAGCAGAAGCACUAGGCCGUACCCCAAUCAAAGGCCAUUCUAAUCCAGACCUCAUAUGAACAUAUCAAAAGCAAUAUGGCAGAUGAAGGGUCUGCCCUCUUGUUUUCCUUCAGGUUAAGGAGAGCUGGUAACGAGAAUUGAGUUAAAUAUGGCAUUUUGCACAAGCUGUGUCCUUAUGCUUAUAAAUGCUUAUGCGCUAGUGAAAAACAGGCUUAAGAAAACCAUUGUCAAUUUUUUAGUCAGGCUGAAGGGAAAUUCAAAAUGCACUUCUGGUACAUAUAAUUCAUUGAGUUCUUGCCCCAUUGUUCUUGCCAGCACUGGCAGCUCUCCUCCACCAAAAUUUUCCACAAACUUGCAUCUUUAGCUUGCAGGCUACAGUGAUUUUGUUACCUCUGCGUCCUGCAUCCCUGACGCGUAAAAAUCCUUAAAGACAGAAAAUAAUUCAUGGCAUGCAUCCUGUAGGAUGCAAAGAUCGAUCGCUUGAGCCUUGUGUUUUUGUAGAAAUGUCCUGUUCAUGUAAUUUUUGUCAGUGGCAGCUAAAUGUAUUUAAUGGUUGUUGUUUAACAAUGCAUAUUUUUUUUAGCCUUUGUUGUGCUUUAAAAUAGAAGGACUAUAUUUUAACAGUAUACUGUAGUAAAGGGUUUUGGGUCUGUCUUCAUAUUCUUGAACUGUCUGGUUACAUAAAGGCCCAAGCAUUUUCAAUUUCGGAUUUGUGGUUUUGACUGGGACUCAUUGGUUCUAGACUGGGGCGCAUGAUUUUUCACAAAAUGAGUCUGAGGACCCACCACUUAACUAUUUGUAACAAAAUCACUGAGGCUAUCAGUACCUUGGCAGUGGGUCCCACCGUAAUAAGCAGUUUUAUUUUUGUAAUGUUCAGACUUAUGUUGCCAACAUUUUGCUUGCUGUCAACCCGUAUCAUGAGGUCAAAGAUCUCUACUCCAAGGAGAGAAUCAGACAGUAUCAUGGAAAGUCUUUGGGUGUGUUGCCUCCACACGUGUUUGCUAUUGGUAAGAACUAUGUGAAACUUUUCUAGAAAAUGAAGUGUUAUUUUGGUUAGAUUCUGAUAGAUGUGUCUAUUGAUGUAUUUGAUUUAUACUGAAUCAAGAUGUCUUGGAUUUCAGCUGACAAAGCAUACAGAGAUAUGAGGGCUUACAAACAGAGUCAGUCUGUGAUUGUCAGUGGUGUGUAAUUUUUUUGUUUUUAAUUAAUGUACAUUCUAGGUUUGUUGUUUAAUAGUGUUACUGAAACUGUCACCUAUAAACCCCCCCACCCAGGUAAAUCUACCUGUAAAUGAAAGAAUACAUUCGAGUAAUUUAUAAGCCCCCAUAAUAUUAGCAUCUUAGUUCUUGGUCUUAUUGAAAUGGAUUUGAUUUAUUAUGAUGUUUUGAAGUGUCAUCAAAAACCAGUAAAUGCAACACAAUAAGCACUUCUAUCUAUAGUUUAUUUCAAAGCACUUUUUCUAUUCUGGUUAUAAGGCUCCUUGGAUAUUGGCGCCUCUGUUAAGCACUCCAGCACUCCUAAAACCUCUUAUGACAAUGUGUAAGCCUAGGGUUAUAAGCAUUUAUGGUAAUUAAUUAUUACGGGACUCAACAUUCAGAAAAACAAAACAAAACAGAAAAACUUUGGACCAUCUGGCCCCUUACUAAAAGAUGGUAAGCUGGAAUUAAAGGGAGCCCAGUGCUCUGAAAUCCUGUGAAAUCCAAGGUUCGCAGCAUGUGAUAAUUCUAUGUAAACACUAAUAUUCCCUAGUCGCCCAAGAGAAAACUUAAUGCACCACCUAGUGCUGCUAUAACAGAACCCUUGAACUGGUGAUAUUUAGUGGGAUUACUGCUCCAUUGUUUAUCAUCAAAGAGUUAUUUUUUGCUGGUUUGGGCUCCCCUCAUUUGGUGGGAAUGUAUUCAACCCAUUUUGUUGUUUGUUUUCAGGUGAAAGUGGUGCUGGAAAAACAGAGUCAACAAAGUAUAUUCUAAGGUAUGUGAAUGUGAAAUUUUGACACUACUUUUAAUUUGGAUUAAUAUCAUUUUUGCUUACAGACGUAAUCUUUGUGUUGUUGCAGAUAUUUGACAGAAUCAUGGGGAUCAGGUGACCAAGGCCGCAUUGAGCAGAGAAUUCUUGAAGGUGAACUUAAAAAUGCACUAAAUGUUUUAAUACUACUACUACUAUACUGUUACAGUGACUACAACUGCAAUGUAUACCUCAGAUAUAGGUAAGGUAAAUAGGUAACCACGGGCACACAAGCUAAAGGCCCAAAUGGCCGGACUUUAUACCGGUUUCCAUAGCAUGAAGCGUGCCUAGGAGUAUUGCUACUCCCCCCUGGACAGGAUGCUAGUCCAUUACAGGGUUACCCCCCAGGCAGUUUGUCGCUGGUAGCCAUUUAUACACCUGGGUGAAGAGAGACAAAGUGGAGUAAAGUUCCUUGCCUUUAAAACUCGACGGGUGAGGCUUGAACCCCGGACCUCCAGAUCUAGAGUUUUUAAGGUGUUAACCCUUUAAGUCCCAAUGGUGACCAACAUCAAUUUUCUCCCAACAACAUUCAUACCUUGCCAAGAGAUAAGGUAAUGAGAAUUUAUAAAAUGAUCAACAAAGACAAAAUCAGUGCUUUGAUCUUCUAUCAAAUUCUCUCAACUAAUUCUUGAAGGAAAUGCAUGGAGAUCAGUUUGGAAAAUUUGUCUCUGGAUAUUGGGGCUUAAAGGGUUAACCGCUCGGCCACACAAGCCUCCACAUCAGAUAUAACUGGGUUGUUCAAAGUGGGGUUAAGAUAACCCGGGGUUAGUGCCAAUGUGGAAUUCAGAAAUAAAACCUUAAAAAGCAAAUUCAGUUUUAUAAGAAUUCCGGAUUAAAAUUUAACUCCAGGUUAGUGCUAAUCGUCCUUCGAACGACUGUGCCUAGAUCUUUACAUUCAUCUGCGGCGUGGUCUGCCUCUGUGACACAGUCAUCUCUUCUGUCUUCAAAAGUGCUUACUAGUGAGCAGUUAUGCUAUAGCUUAUACCAUAAAAUUAUUGCUACCUCUACUGAUGUUAAUAUUGUAAUUAUAGCUCGUAAUAACUAAGCAAGAAAAAUGCUUUACACAGGCUACAAGAAUGAAGAUCACAAAAAAUGCCAAAAAGUUUCAAAAUCAUCACCUAGAAACAUGAAUAAUACAUUAAAAAUUUUGAAAUAAUUAAAUUAAGGUAUGUAGAAUGAAUUAUUAAUUCUACUGUCUAAAUACAGUGUUUUAAAUAUAGUUUAUUGCCAGGUGAGCUUUUUAUACAAGAAAAAUGCAAUUUAAUGGAUAUUGAAUGAUAGUAAAAAAAAUUAAAAACAAUGGAAUGAUUGGAUUCUUCAUACUUUAGUACUAUUGUAAGACACAUUAGAAAAGUAAUAUUAAUGCUGUGCAUGCAUUUUCAAAGGAAGAUUUGCAUAUGUUAGUACAAAUGUAGUUCCCAUCAGUGAGACAGUGGAUCUACUGAAUAAAACCUCUCCGAAUAGUGGAUUGCGCUGAAUACAAUUUUCAUUGUACUAUCUUUUUUUGUUAUCUGUUUAUGUGAUAGCCUGCAUGCAUUACAGCUGGCCUACUCAUUGCCUAAACCAUUUGUCUAGUCCGUCUGGGAAUUAGUGCACCAAAAGCUUGUCCUGAUAUCCAGCAGAAUUGCAAGGAUAUAUGUGAGCGUUUUCUGAUAGGCGGGUUCCUUACGCGCCUUAUGAUUGGCCCAAUUAUUACGUGUGCAUGAUGGUUGGGUGAAGUGAGAUGUCAAAAUUGAUAGCAUGAAGGGAGUUGGUGAGGAGCGUUUAUGGUAAACAAUGAAAGUGCAGUUUGAACUUGAAAGAAAAAAUGUGCUUGUAAAUUUGCUGACUGGUUUUCCAGCAUGUCACUCUUCCAAAUCGUUGCAGAUGUUGUGCCGAGUAUUCUGCAAUCUAGCAGACUGUGAGUUCAGCUAGCAUCAGACCAAAUCAGGAAAUCAUGAAAUUCACAGAAGAAAAAAAAGCUACACACACGUAGUGUAGCUAUUCAGGUCCAAGCAUUUUGGAGAACAUCAGAGAAACUAACCAGCUUCGUGAACUCAAAGCGGUGAAAGUAAGAUUUGCUCCUUAAUUUCAAAGUUUAGAAUAGUCCAUGCACAGCAUGAGCAACAAAAACUUCCGCUGUUUAAGGUGGCUCUAAGGUCACUUUUUACAAUAUCACGAGCUCAUUCUCUCUUGUCAUGAGCUAUGAGUCAUGUCUGGCCAGUGAACACUUUAUUUCAAAUUUGACUGAUCACGAACUGCAGAAGAAACUAGUCAAUCAAAAAUGUUGAUAUAUGUCCUUGCGACUCUGUGGGAUUCGAACCGAUGUUUUGCACUAAUUUGGAGACACUAUAUACAGAAGGUUUUUAAUUAGAGUGUUUGUGAUGAUGCAGGCUAUUGAUGUGGUUGCCUUUACAAGAUGAUCUUGCUGUGAGUAAGAUACCUUUGUGGGCAGGCAUUGGGAUUUAAAGUGUCCCAGCCCAGUCUGCCCUUUCAGUAGAUUUAAUACAGCUCUUCCCCAAGUUACACUUGGUACAUUUGAGAGCAAGAUUUCUGUCAGUUAUGGCAAGUGUUGAUCUUGACGAUCUAAUGAAAAUUAACAUAAUUAUAGGGAUUGUAAACAAUCUUUACAUAGAUAAAAGGCAUCAGUCUCUGCAAGGUAUACGUAUGAAAGUGGCCCUGUGGGAUAAUUGUUAGAUGUAAAAAAUGAUGAUUCAUUGUGGAGGAUCUCUACAGUACAUGUCUGUAUAUUGUUUUGUUAUUCUCUGUAGCAAAUCCUUUACUUGAGUCAUUUGGAAAUGCUAGAACUCUACGUAACAUCAACAGUAGUCGGUUUGGCAAAUAUGUUGAAGUCCAUUUUAAUGAAAAGGUGAGUAAAGCAAGAAAACAACAAUAAAAUAUUAUAUGAUAGGAACAGUUUGAUUUCGUUGAGGGUUAAGAGUUACACUGUAGCAAAGGAAAAAAUCUCUUUUUUACAAGGAUCUUAUUUAAACAAUUCAAGAUUGAAAUACUGUAGUUAGUAUGACGUUUUACAUAUGUCUUGUUUUUCUCCUCUGAGUAUUGAAAAGGGAAUUGUACAUGUAUCUCACACUGGCCAACAUGAUACAUGCAUUAGAGGAGAUAAAUUUAUUAACCCUUCGACCUCUAAAUUUUAAGGGAAAUUUUUGACAAAAUGAUUUAUGAUCAGCCAAAUAAUGAUCCUGUUCUUUUCUGUCCUUCAGUGGGUCACAAAAUAAUAUUCUUUGUCUAAAAGACCGGCAUCUUUAAAUCGCCAAGCCAACUUGGCCAGAAAGACACUUAUGGCUUGUAAACACAAUUUACACAUACCUACAAUUUAUUAUCAAGCAAAUCUGUGGGGGGUCCCUUACCGGGCUCUGUACUACUAAAGGGCCUUUCUGACAUUUUGCCAACUUAAAAAGGGGAAUUGUAAAACGACUUCUGUUCCCCACUUUUAUCACAGUGUUGCAGUGCUGCUGUUCAAGCUGCCUGUAGGAAACAAAAAACACCCCAGCUGGAGAGGAGAAAAAGGGGUGUGAAUUUUUUUGUGCUCUGAAGUUACCCCACUUGAGGACCGUAUCUCAACAAUUUUGUUACAGAUUGUAGUUACCCUGCCCUGGGUGUUAAAAGUUUUUCUUUUACUUCUUGCCACUGAUAAGUGAGAAGACAUCUGGCUUCCAGGGUAUAGUUAUCCUUACUGUACUUCAAAAAAAAAAAGAACCAAUCUUUAAAAUUCUGUAUCUUUUUUCAACCAGGUGACUGUUGUUGGUGGGUUUAUCUCGCAUUAUCUUCUGGAGAAAUCUCGCAUCUGCAAACAGAGUCAUGGAGAAAGGAACUACCAUGUGUUUUACAGGCUCUGCUCAGGUGCUCCUCAACAGCUAAAAUCAAAACUAGGGAUCACAAAGGCUGAGGAUUUUCUGGUAAGCUUACAAUUUACAGACUGUUUGCUGAAGUAACAGUGUUUACAAGUUUACUAUUUAGUAACACCAUCUUUUAUUAACCCAUAUGGGAAUUAUUUUUGCCGAAAACAUGUUUUGAAGCUAGUCAAGCUGUUUUCUGGUCACUGUCUGGCUAUUAAGAGCUAAAACUUGCCAAAGUCUUGCAGUGGGCCUGGAGAUGGGGGCAUGCACAGAAAGAAAAAUAUUUUGAAAUCAGUCUCAACAUUUUCAUUUUGCUUAAUUUCCCUCAUCCUUCUUUAUUAAAUGCUAAUUUUAUUGUCUGGUAUCAUUAAUUUAAUACCCUUCAUUUUCGUGAGAAAAGCUUUUGGGGAAGCUUUUAGGAUUGUAGGAUUAGAUAGAAGGUAGUGCAGGUUGGUAGUGCAACAAGAUUUUUAUCGGAACUUUUUUGGUUUAAAAUCACAUGUUUUUUGCCUUUUACUCCAGCCUCGUUAACUAAAUCAUGCUCUUUUUGAUAUGGUUUGAAAUAUCUUUUGCUGCUCCAGAAGUUAAGCAACAAAGUUGUUCUGGUCCAUUAAAACAGUACUGAUGAUGUUGCAAGUCAAACAAGGGAAAUUGGGUUAAGUUGUUUUGGGGUUGCAGUGUGUGUGACAAUUAGUUUUUCUUUGUAGUACCUAAAUCGAGGAACCAUUAAAGACAAAAAUCUUGAUGAUGCAUCAGACUAUCGCCGAAUGGAGGAAUCCAUGAACAAAGUUGGUUUUUCGGAGGAGGAAAAAGCUAACAUUUUCAAAGUUGUUGCUGCUGUGCUUCAUAUAGGAAACAUUGCUUUUGAAGAAAGUCAAGAUAAAGAUGGUAAAAUUCACCUGCAUCUAUCAAAAACAUGGUCUGCAUGUCUAACUAGAAAACCACAUGAAAUGCACUGAAUGCAGUCUCUGCUUCCCUGAUUGCAGGGCUGAGCUCUAACAGAGCCCGGUGGCCCAUGGUGCCCAACUUUUUCCCUUGGGCAACUAGAAAAUCUUACUUUUUUGACACAAAUCGUAUGCUGGGCUUCCUAGAUUUUACAUUUUCAGAGCACUGGGCUCUACCUUCAAUUUUUUUUAGCACAGCCUUAAAAUUCCAAGCACAUGUAGUGCUUUUAUUGGAAUAUUUUUUAAAACCAAGUAGAUUUAGAUUUCUAAUAACAUGGAACCAGAUCCAUAUGCAAAACAUUGUCCCUUUUUGGUAUUACAUCUUUUGGUGUGAAAGCUGUAUCUUUGGGCCUCAAGUCGUGACAUUAUAAACCAAAUGCAGUGAAGUAUGUUGCUGAAAAGAAUAGUACGUGGCUUUCAUUCUCUGAGCUGUGCAACUCCAAAUGUAUCUGAAAGACAAAUGAGAAUAUAAAUUGAACAACUUAAUUUUAGCUACUGUGUGUGUUUCUUAUGGCAACUGCAUUCCCUAAUGAGUUUAAUGAAUUGUUUGUUGGCUGAUACAAACACAUGUUGUGAUGCUAUUUCUGUGCAGCUGGCUAUGUUGUUGGAGCAAUUGCCCAAGAAUAAUGUGCAAAGAAAGCAACAAUAUUUUUUGGUAUGGUACACACACCAUGGUAAAGGCAUAUCCCAUGUUAAUCAAGCCAUGGUAAAUUUCAACGUAAAUUUCUUUGAUGUAAACAUGGAUAUUUCCCACGGGAAAUUUAUCGCGGGAAAGUCCGGUCACACGCACAUUUACCACAGUAAAAUUGUUCCUUGUAACCGCACCUAUUGGCUAAGCUGCAAGUCAAGCUGAGGAUAAGGGAGAAAUCUCAUUCUUCUGCUUUAUUUCAAGGCUUGCUCUGGUAGCAUCUCCUUUUUUCUUCACUGGACUUUGCUGAAACUGCCAGCUGCACAGAAUCGUCGGUAUCUGUCACAUGAAAGAUUAAGGUAUAUCAGUCAGGUUUGUUACUUGUAUUUUCAGCUGAUGCUAUUUAAUUCUCGUAUUUUUAGGUGGUUCAGCUGUGUCAUCAAAGAGCACCAACUCACUGAAUACUGCUGCUCAGUUACUGGAUGUGUCUCCAGAAGAGCUGAAGAUGUCGUUAACAACAAGAAUGAUGUCAGCGGGAGGGUCUGACAUGAGGUCUGAGCAACAACAGCGUCAUCAAAUAUUGUGCUGUAUCAUUCCAAUGGCUUUAAUAAUGGCUUUAUUAUUGCUAAUCACUAAACAUAAUGGAAUAAACAGUCUGAUCUAACCACUAUAAACUAAUGCAAAAAUCUUCAUUUAUGCUGUAACUUACACUAAUCAGUAUCACUAUGAAGCAUUUCAUUAUUGGCAUAAUUAGCUGUUUAAAUUUAAAGGUAUAGGUGAUGAUGAGGUAAUUUAUAACAGGUUGGUAAAUUAAAGAGUGUGCAACAUUUUUUUGUACAAUAUUAAUGCUAAUAGUAGUUAGUUAAUACAUUCUGUGAACAAAAAUUUAGCAAUGAGUGAGGUAAUUCUUUAACAUUAUUGCUUCAAAUUAAACUCUUAAUCACAUUCAUUUUCCUCCUUAAAAAUAAUCCGUACAUAAUCAAAAAUGAAGUCAGAAUUAAGAGUGUAAUAAGCCAAAAUGAAUUUGUUGUUUGUACAACGUUUCAUAUUUUCUUUUCUAAAAAUAUUUGUGGAUGGGAGAUUAGAAUUUGUGGCUAAAAGAGUAACGAGAUAAACCAUUUGAAAACUCAACAAAUGGCUCCUGCAAUUGAGCUUCUAGACAUCACAGUAUCUAAAACAUCUUUGAUCUUGCCAGAACGGUUAAUAUUACCACAACAGUUGUAGACAUGUCAGUAGACUUAGUCUCAGGUUAGUCCCUUAGUAACAGUAGUGUUAAAUACUUCAAUGAGCGCAUUCUGGUGUGAUUGCUUGAAGGUGACAAGUGAGGGUUUCUCUUCUGUUGUCUUUUCACAGGGUGCCACUAAAGCCAGAACAGGCCAGUGCUGCAAGAGAUGCAUUGGGCAAAGCGCUUUACACCAAACUGUUUGAUCAUAUUGUCGCCCAGGUCAAUCAGUGCUUCCCAUUUGAAAGUUCUUCCACCUUCAUUGGUGUGCUGGAUAUUGCUGGUUUUGGUGAGUCUAUGGCUCCAGACCUCCCACCUCCCGCCUGAUCACGUACAUUGUAUUCCCGGCUCCUCCCCCUUUUUUCAUGGCCUCCUCCCUUUAACCCUUUUUCGAUUUCAAAUAUUAAGCUUUUUGGCACAAUUUCUCCCGCUUCCCACCCUUUUAGUACCUUUCCCUCCUCCCACUCUUCCCUCUCCCAUCUGCCUUACCCCUCCCUCCCUAUUCUCCCAGAAUCCCACACCCCUAACGUCCCCCACAACUAAAGUGCCUGAGAAAACCAUGAGGAAUAUACAUGUACAUACUGUUCAGUAAAGAAAACAAAAGUAUUCAACUCAAGAUGACUAUUUUCGCUCCUGCUAGGUUGGAGCAGCUCAUAGUGACAUGAGCAAGGGUCUCACUGGCUGAUUAUUAUUCCGAAGAGUUGACUUUGCUCUUUAAAGUACUCGUUGUUAUGGCUUCUGUAUUUUUGAGGGGACAAAGUGGUCAUCGUGGGUAACCAUUCAUUCCCGUUUCUGCUCAACUCUUGACUUGUUUUUAUUUUGUUUCACCUCUUUUUUACCUACCCCUAUUAUUGUGAAUUGCAUGUGUCUCAAUACAUAUUUUGAUUUUUUUUUUGUUUUUUGACAGAAUAUUAUGAAUUCAACAGUUUUGAACAGUUUUGCAUCAAUUACUGCAAUGAAAAGCUUCAACAGUUAUUUAAUGACAGGAUUCUUAAACAAGUAAGUAUAGUGAGCGCUUUGACUUCACGUCAAUAUUUGUUGAAGAUUCUCAGGCAGCUACCAUUAGUUACUGUUAAUCGUGUCUCCCCAACCCCACCCUAUCCGGGAGCAACUUUAUAGCACUAAGGGAGGGGGUUAGCCAGGGUCUUUUUGUCCCGUUCAUUGACUACUGAACCACCAUUUCUAAUUAGUAUAAUAGCAUUGUUUUGGUAGACUAAAUCGUUUGCUCUGGUGGGAAACUUCUCAUACUCAAUGUGCCUCGCUCAGUGCCACAUUUCCUGAAACCUUCUAGUCAUCCAAUUGGUCAGCUCUGAUAGUUUAGUACCAAGCGUUUACAAACUGUAAUCUCUAGAGAUCAAAUGUAAAUUAUUUUUGUACAAAUAUUAGGAACAAGAGUUGUACGACAGAGAAGGUCUGGGAGUGAAGACUGUGACGUACGUGGAUAAUCAAGAUUGUAUAGGUGAGGAUCUACCAAGUGCGUGUUUUUGUCACGAGAAGAAUGAGGGAAAAGAAAUGAAUCAGUUUCGAUAUUUUGUAUGAUCUUGAAAUUAUUUUUUGUGAACCACACCAAAGUGAACAGAAUGGAGGAGAAUAAAAGGCCCGUGUCAAACGUCGAGCAACUGCUUUGCCGAUCGGAACUUAUUUCAUGCAUUUAAUACAAAUGUAUUAAACUAAGAAGAAAACAUUUUAAAAGUUGAUUAAACCGCUUUUUAUCUCUAUUCUUUAUUUUCGACAAAAUCUUCUCAAUUCGACUGAGUUAAUUCGAUAUCUGAAUUUAAGUCGUGCUACAGUCGAGCCAACUUAGUGCGGCAGUAGCACUAUAUUUGAAACUGAGUUGAUAAAAUCAAUUUACCAUGGUUAUUUAAAACUGAGACCAAAAGCUGACGUCACAAGCGCUAGAACUUCAUCCGAGUUUAUCAAGGGAAUGUUUGGUACAUUUUCUUGAUUCACUGGGACGAAGUUCUAUCGCUUGUAACGCCAGCUUUUUGGUCUCAGCGAUGGUAAAUUGACUUUUUCAAGUCGAACUGGAAAAAAGCCGUCUAAUUCAUUUAGCCGCUGAUAAACGUCAUGUUCACGUCGCCCCCACAAAACGUGAAAUUAGGCAUUUUCGCGUCGUAGUCGUGCAGUGAUGGUAAAGAUGGUGAUGGUAAAAAAAUGUACAAAAAAGGGUGAUGCACGUGCAGAGUUGUUGUUUCUCAGUCCAAAAUAAACUAAUUGCUUUUUUACCGUUCUCAUUGACGUCGCCGUCGUCGUUGCUUAAGCUCCCUAUAACAGCUAAGACGCAGCCGUUUUUGACUCGUCACGAAACAACGCUCCUCAGGAGCGUUGGGCUACGAAACAGAAACAAUUGCGUGUGAGACUAGCGGUGGUCGGGUUCCAUGGGUUUGUCGGUAGCAGUAAAAGCACAAGGGGAGAUGAGGGAAAUGUUAAAAAAAAAAAAAAAAAACGAAGAACCUUUCAGAAAAACAGAACGGGAAGGCAGCAAUUACUGGAUGAUACGUCUUGUAGGUUUAGCAUACAGGUGUACAUGUAUCCAACACUAUAUCAAUGUAUUGGAUAUUCUAGAUCUGAUUGAGGCUAAAAAGACAGGAAUUAUCGACAUUUUGGACGAGGAGAGCAAACUUCCUAAACCAACAGCAGAGCAUUUCACACGAGAGCUUCAUCAGAAACACAAGAAUCACUUCAGGCUGGCGGUAGGUGAAAUUCUGUAGCUUAAGAUAUCAACAUGUUUUCUCUUUUUUGGUUUUCUGAAAAGGUUUCGUUUGAAUGGUAACACCGCAGGGUCUACAGAAUCAGAAGUUAGAACUGCUUGCCAAAUAAAUAGUAUCUUGUGAAAGUACUGCUGAAGAGAAUCCAUUUGAAUAGUAACACCAUGAGAUUUCAUCCACAGACUCGGAAUUUAGAAGUACAUACUGAAUAAAUAGCACCGUGUGAAACUACUGCUCAAAAGAAUUCAUUUGAAUAGUAACACCAUAAGAUUUCAUCCACAGACGCGGAAGUUAUAAUUACAUACUUAUUAAAUAGUACCACGUGAAAGUACUGCUGAAGAUGUUUCAUUUGAAUGGUCACACUGUAGGAUUUCGCCCUAACACGAAACAUUAAAAGAAAAAUUAGCGUCCUUUCUGUUCCCGAACACGAUGCUAUAAUCGAGUGACUGAACGUAUCUGCAUGAGUCCACUUAUCAUACGUCAUAUGUCAGUUUUAUUGACCAGCUGAACUUGUUUCUUUAUGAUAAGAUUCCCAGGAAGUCUCAUCUAAUGUACCACAAGAAAAUGAGGGAUGAUGAAGGAUUUCUUAUCAGACAUUUCGCUGGCGCUGUUUGUUAUAACACUGUAAGUAAACCCUGAUGGAACUCUUCGAGUAAACUUCAACUUACAGAUGACUUUCAUGUCUUCAGAUGACUGGCUUUUUCACAGUUUUUAACAACUUUUCGUGUAUCAGCUAAGAUGUUACGAAACUUAUAACACAAUUACCGAUAAGUGAACUUGCGUUUUUACGAACUUCAUCUUGCUAAUUCAUACUCACCCAACAACCAGUCAAGAACUCCUGGUGACAAUUUGUCAAAGUCAAAGCCGGUAAAGACAUCAGGGAACUUAAGCAACGGCAACAAGAACGGCAAAAAAGCAAUAUGUUUAGAUUGGCAAAAACAACAACAACAACAGCUUUGCACGUACAUCAUUCUUUUUUGUACGUUUCUUUGCCGUCACUGCACAGCUACGACGUAAAACUUACGGGAACACAUGACAACGAUGUUUUUUUUCUUUUUGUGAACUUAGGUGCGGACCUUUAUAAUUCAACUCCCGAAGAAAAUCGCAAACAUUUGACAAAUGAAAAGAGUUGCAACAACAGCGAUGAAGUAUGAAGUAGCACUACUUCACCUUUUGGAUGACGUUUUCGCUGCCGUUGCCGUCGUCAUUGCUUAAGCUCUCUAUUAGAGACCUUUAGACUCGAGGACGAUAUUUUUUCCCGUAUUCUCAUUCUCAAAAAAUAGACACCCCUGAAAGCUUCAUAAAACUUUUAAGACGGAAUCCACCAGGACAUUGAGCAGUUUUGAUUUUCAGUGGACAAAAAUCUUAUACCAGAAUAAUUUAAAGCAUAUUGCGUACAAGGUACAAGGUUUUUGUCCACUGAAAAUUAAAAUUAUUCAAUUUCCUGAUGGAUUCCGCCUUAACAUUUCAUAACUUGUUUCCGCCACUACGACCUUCUCGCUUAACCACGGUUAUCACGUUUUCACGUCAAAAUGACAGGCGCUGGUUUACGCGCGCGCACUACUUAGUAGGGAGCUAAGGCAACAAGGACGGCGACGGCUAAGAAAUUGUCACUUAAAAAGUGAAUUUGCGCAGCCUCAAACUGUAUCACACUUAUUCCAUCUCGUUUAAUUCGUCAAAUGUUGGCAAAUUGUUUUGGACGGUUGUGUUCUAAAGGACUGUAUCAAAGUUCAGGAAAAGAAAAAGAAAGUCGUUGUCUUGUGUUCCAGUCCUCGACAAAAUGUGAAUUUUUUUUCACGUAGUCGUGUAACGACGACAAAGAAAUGUACAAUAAAGCGUGAUGCACUUGCAAAGUUGUUGUUUUGCUAAUAUAAACCUAUUGUUUUUUUGGCGUUCUCGUUGCCGUCGCCGUCGCCGUCGUCGUUGCUUAAGCUCUUAGGUAUUGAGAAAAUCUCAUACUCGUAGUCGCCCUCUUCUUAGAAUCCAAAGCCAAUAGGUCGCUAUUAUUGCCCUAAACGGGCCGAAUUUUAAGCUUAAACAUUCUUGUUUGUCAUAAUUUACAGGCAGAGUUUAUAGAGAAGGAUAAUGAUGCACUCCACAGAGAUCUCGAGGAGCUGAUUCAGGAUAGCAAGGAUGCUUUUCUUAAAAGCCUUUUCCCAGGUUUUGCACCAAAGAAGAAAGGUAUUGGUUCAAUGUCGUUUGGUGGAAACAUCAACCGAGGAGGCAGCAAGAAACUUGGCUUCAUCAGUGUUGGCAACAAGUUCAGGGUAAUGGAGGAAUUCCUUCGUUGUUUUUCAUGGUUUUUGUAAGAGGCUGUUUAGUCUGUGUAAUGCUGAAUUUUCUUGCUCCUCGUCCUCUUUCUCUGUUAUCCGCCACCCGGUUAGCUCAAUUUGGAUAAGCGCUGGUCUGCUGAGCGGGUAGGCGGCUGGACCAAAACUCAGGGUAUUAAAAUGACUGAGGAGAAAGUGCUGCCUUUCUUAAGACAUCUGCAAACGGUUAGAAUUUUAAGUCUACUCGGAUAAGGAAGAUAAACCGUUGGCCCCAUCUCGCAACCUUUGCACAUAUAAUAAAUUCCGUGGGACUUUAAAGAAACCCGCGCACUGUUCAUAAAGAGUAGGUGACAUAGCCCACGGUUUGGUGGUCCAUCUCUUAUGGGGGAGGUGGAGGGGGAAGGAAUUGUUACGGGUCCGCAGUAGUUGGCGGCACAAGCUGUUGCGGUGACCUUGCCAAGAAUUGGCGAAGCCAAGUAAAUAUCGAUGGCUUGUUCUCGCCCAGCACCACGCAGCUCGUUACACACUCUCGAGGUCUUUUUUUUCUGCGCUCGCUUUUCUUUUUAUUCGUACCGUCCACCUAAGGGCCAGGGUUUAGUCACUAGUUCCCCACUUUCCGGGAAGGAGCAAUAAAAGGGAAUCCCCUGAGAAUGUGAGGGCAUUGUGACUAGAAAGUAACGUAGAGACCCAUCUCAAAGAAAUAUUAGAGACCUUAAGAUACCCCGAAAUCGGUGUACGGGUAACGGGUAGCGCCAUGUUUUUUUCAUUUUGUGGUGACGUCAUCGACCUUACCCGGUAGAACCAGCCGUUUUUCCGGGGUAGACACCAGUUUAUCCGUAUAAGAUUUCGUUGCAAGUCCACAUGAUGGAGAAACGAGUAAGUUUUUAAGACUUUUAAGUGCAAAUGUAAAUUGUAUGACUCCUUGGCAAUGUUAUUGCAAGUCUGUUCAAAUAUUUUUUUUUAGCUGUAACGCUUCAAAAUGUAUUGAUUUUGGACCUCAAAUUUUGAAUGAAACGAUAUCAAUUUGUGGCGGUAUUUGGGGGAUUUCCGAACGUUUGAGUUUCGCAAAAGAAAUAGCAUUGAACAAUUUAGCAUGGGAGUCACUUUGAAGUUGACAAUCAAAGGAAUUGUUUGGAGAUGUGCCUCCAAAUGGCGGGGUUUGCUUUCGGUCGAGGGACUUAGCCAAUUAAAAAAUGAUAUUUCAAUAAGCUUAUGUAUGAAUGAAUUAUUUGUUGCAGCUUGUUGUUAAGAUAUGAAGUGUAGAAUUUGAGAGAGAUUUUGACAUUAAGCGACAUGCAUGUACAAAGUUCAUUUUGCGUGCUUGUUCUUUUAAUUCUUCGGGUAUCUUAAUCGAAAUAGUCACGCACAUGAACAUUUUACGUGUACGGGUACACUACCCGUACCCGUACACCGAUAUCGGGGUAUCUUAAGGUCUCUAUUGUCUGAGACCUUGUGGCGCUGAAAGUGAAUAUCCAAGCAUUUCUCAAGAUAAUGUUUUUAUGUUCUCUUAAAACUAAGACUGUUGAUUUUUUUAAAAAAUCAGUUUCUUUUCACAGACGCAGUUAAAGCAGUUGAUGGAAAAACUCGGCAAUACUGUGAGUAAAGUUAACACUUAAAAAGGCCAAUUACUUUUUACGUAAUUACAGAAGUAUUAAUGGUCAGCUUAAGUUUCACGUAUACGGCAAACGACAAACGUCAGAUUCAAGUUGAGAAUCUCUCUAUAUAGAAAAUAAGUAGAUAAAAACUGCUCAAAACAAUUCUUAUGGAUCAAAAUUUGCGUGAAACUACUAAUUAUAGGUAGAAAUAAUCAACAGCAAACGACAAGUAAUUCACGUGGUACAAAUUCGCGUUUGCCGUUUGACGUAAACGCGAUGCUUAACCUCGCUAAUGUCGUCUUAACGUUGUCAUUUUCCCUUCACUGCUGUGAAUUCAUUUUUUCAUCGCACAUGGUUCUGUUUAAUAUCAGGGUGCGAGCUUCAUUCGUUGUAUCAAGCCAAAUGCCAAGAUGGCUCCGCGGGAUUUUGAAGGAGGCUCAAUUUUGAGUCAGUUGGAGUGUGCUGGAAUGGUAUCAGUGCUAAUGCUGAUGCAGGAUGGCUGGCCAUCCCGAGCUCCCUUCAAAGAACUCUAUCAAAUGUAAGUAAAAUUUCUGUUGUUUUUAUUAGUAAGAAAUUAGAGUAUAAAUUAGGUUAUACUUAUCAUCUUAAUACGUAACAAUCUGUCAUGUGUGAUGAGUGAAGCGUUCUUCGAGUCCAACUUUGUGUACAAGACAAGGCCCAGCCAUACGAGCUGAUGUUUUUGUAACCUCCCAACAACUGUAGGCCUGGUGUUCACACUCAAAGAACUUUUUAAAAGCUAGAAGUCCAGUUUUACAAGAGUAGUUACCCCGUUUUUCUCGAUUUUGUUCCAGGUACAAAGAUUACUUGCCUCCUCGGCUUGCACGGCUUGAUCCUAGGAUGUUCUCUAAAGUAAGCACUGUUCUGUUGUACUGAAUAGCUAUAUUUUUUUUAUCCUUCAGAGCGGGCGUAUAAGGCGGGCGUUAAAUAAUCCUUCGAAUGGUCUGCCGCGAUCUUGAGUAAUUAGAGAGACAGAGGGUCGGGGCGAGCCAAAAAAUGAUUCCGGGGUGGAGGACGACGGGCUCUAUUUUCCCUUCCCCUCCCCUCCCCUCCCCUCAUGCUUUUCCUAACCCUCCUGCUCUUUUUUUUAUUUGCUUCCAAAAUGGUGGCCUAAGCCGAUCGAAUUUCAAACGAGCGUUCGUUAAAAAAUCCUUUGCUCUACAGGCUACCAUUUUCUGUUAAGUGCAUUAAAUUAACUCCAAGUAUCACUGCUGUAGGCUUUGUUUCACGCUCUCGGGAUGGACGACAAGGAUUACAAGUUUGGUCUUUCCAAAAUCUUUUUUCGCCCUGGCAAGGUACGUUUCUUUGAUGUUACAGUGAAAGAAGAUGACAAUAAUUAUGUCAAAAGGAAAGUUGUUGAAGAUGAUACUAAGUUCUUCUUUUCUUCUGUAAAGUUUGCAGAGUUUGAUGAAAUUAUGCAUUCUGAUCCUGCGAGUUUGAAGAAUAUAGUGUCUAAAGUUCUUACAUGGCUAAUCAGAACUCGGUGGAGAAGAGCCAUAUGGGGAACACUGUCCGUCAUUAAAUGUAAGCUUUCCUUUCAACCCACUAGAUUUUACCUUUUGUUACAGGAAAGCCAUAGCGCAACGUUGUUUCUGACGAACGAUGUCUGCCAUUGUAUUUCUGUAUCUAAUUUUAAACUGGGUAAUAGAAAUAAUCCUUGUUAUGAACUUAAAAAGAGUUGUGUUGUGUUAUUUUAGUGAUGAAGAAGAUUGCUUUCCGAGCAGAAGCCAUCAUUCGAAUUCAGAAAACGGUCAAAAUGUUCCAGGCCGUGUGUCGCCACAAACCGCGGUAGGGACGUUAUUAUACUGUGAAUGUUAUAUACCUUGGUGCGCUUUUCUAAUUGUUAUAUGCAAUUUAAAACACGAGGUUCAACAAGGUGGCUCUAAAGUUUUGUUUCUACGUCAAAAUAAUGCCGUCGGACCCUUCACCAAAUACGUCAGGAGAAAGGCAUAUAUUCAUUCCUCAUAUUGCACACCAGCUGUCCUGGCUCAAAGUAAUCAUUCAUAGACCAAGGUAGCCCAAGUAGACCCGCAUAGCUAGCCCAGGCUCGAAAUGUCAGCGUUGGCACUGUUUCGUAACCAGCGGAAUAUUUGUAUGGGCCAAUAUGUUUUUCUCUUAAAGUGUAUCAGUUAUUGAGGUUCUUACCACAAAACGAACAAAUUACGAAAUGUCACGACAAAUUUCUUUCUUGAAAAUUCGAUCACACUUUACUGUCCGCUCAUCUUAUUGAAGUGAUUGCAUAGCUAUAUUAAUGAUGGAAAUAACCCCUUUUUUGCAGAUACCAAGGGAUCAUUAAAAUCAGAAGACUGCAAGUUCAACUUACUCAUUUAGAAGAACUAGGUAAAACGUCUUCGACAACAUGUAACAUUUCCACGCAGACCAGGGCUCUACAUAAAUUUGGACUGUUGCCGGUCGUGUUGACCGGCCAAAGAAAUUUCAUCUCGGUCAUGUGUCUCUUCUGACCGGUCAAAAUGUUGAAAAUAACAAUAUAAGAACCUGAACGUACUAGCCUAACAAGCAAAAUCAUGAAGUAAAAAAGCUGCUUGUCCUCUUGAAAGAUGAUACUUACGUGUCGAAGCAAAAUGACUAGGAAACUGUUUGUCCCAGGACAAAUGGUUAUCUUGGCUAAACAUUGUCUGUUGACGGGCCAUUAUUUUGAGCCCUGCAAACAAUACCUUGGGAAGGUGUAUGUAAAGAAAACAGGUUCAAAAACAGGUGAAAGUGCGUUUCUGUAUAAAACAGUUUGUUUACGAGAAUAUGCUUUUCUGUACGGGUUCACUUGGUGCCGUAAAACUUGGUAGAAAUAUUUCAAUGCGUGAGAGAGUUUAAGCGUGAACAUUGCCAGGUUGAAACGACCUUCCCUUUUGUUUUAUCUUCUGUAUGCUUCUCUCUCCUGCAAAGGUUUCCCUUUUAAAACAAAGAAGAGGCGAUGUUUCUUCUCUUAAGCAUUUUAAUCGUUCCCAAUGCGCUUACCUCUUCCCCAUCUCCAGCCUUUCAAAUCGGCGAAAGGCGCGAGGCUUAACCCAAAGAGAAAAAGAGCUUACCGGGCACAGCUGUAAGAAUUGGUACAAGACGUAAAACGCAGUCUUAGUUUCAUUUCCUAUGAUCUGUGUGGUUAUAGAUUUACAGGGUGUAGAAUUACUGCGAUGUUGUAAAUCUUCAAAACUUUAGCCAGCUUCUUAAAAAUGUAGUGGCCAACUCGACAUUGACUUCUAUACAGGCUGAUGGCGACUCAGCGUGUGAGAUAAUCGAACUCUCUCUGUCAACGAGACGUCAGUUAAUUAAGGCUGAUCAUUGAUUCUAACUGUGGACGUGUUCUCGUUUUAGUGACAGGUUUGAAAAAAGACCAAAAUGUGCUGGCGAAAAAUGUCGAAGGACUUCGAAAAGCAAUCGAAGACUCUAUUGUAAACGUCAAGGUAACAUACAAAAUAAAAGCCAUUUAACUGUAUACUCAUUAAGCUUCACAACGUUUAAGUGCCAUAAUGAGGUUCUCUCUGCAUUCCCUUAGAACAUUAUAAUAUCAGCAAGGACACUAAACGCUUCAAUUACGGAUAAUCUUAAAAAAAGUGUGAAGCAAACUCAUUACUUCUUAAAAGUUAUUAAACACUCGAAUCUGCGAUCCAAUGAAAAAUCACCAACCGGUCGGUUGACAACUUAAAAAAAAAACAAUUUUGCUCGAUCUAUGGUCGGCAAUUUGCUGCGGCCUCCGUAUAUCACUCAUAUAAGAGAACAACAGUGUCUAAUGGUUAAGUGCGCCACGUCACAUUAGUUUUCCUUUGGUUACGUGACAACCCAUAUUUGCGGAAAUAUACAUUCCAGGCUUUUUUUUUUUACCGAAUAUGCAUGUCUAUCUAUUAUUAUGGAUAAUCACAAGUGGAACGUUUCGCAUGAACCACAGUGGCCUACCCGAGGCCGAUUGGCGUUAAACUGGAGACUGCUUAUCUUCACUUGACAGGAUGCUAGUCCAUCACUGGGUAACUCCUGGGUGUUUCUCGACAGCAACCUGACAUCCACCUAUCCUAUUUUCGAAGAUAACAAGGGAGAAUCUGAAAAUACCAGAGGUUUUAAAACACUCCUAAUCUCAUUUCUGUUUACACUGUAGAACACACUGAUGAAGCGAGAUGCUGUCGAUGCGUUGUACUUUGAUCUCGUGGGAAAAUUAAACAAACAGCUGAAGGAUGUGGAGAAACGAGUGGAGAAGCAGAAGAUUGAAGAAGAACAAGAACGGCUGAGGAAAAUCCAGGAACAAAUGGAACUGGAGAGAAAAAGAAGGGAAGAGGAAGAGAGAAAGCGAAAACAAGAAGAAGAAGACAGAAGAAUGUGAGUACCAAUAAAUGAAUGAAUGAAUGAAUUGCAACAAACAAGUUUCCAAAUUAGCCGUUUACCCAUCUAAUUUGAUACAAGGAAUUAAAAUAUUCGUUAAAAGUAACAACUAAAUUUCAACGAUUUAAAAUCUGUAUGACUAGUUACAAUAUUUGGGAAAUUUAAUAUGUUAACGAUAAAACGAUCGAAUCUAUUUAAUUACAGACGAAGUUUGCCUUGCGACCACUCUCGUAAGCGACCAGCUCUAUUUACGACCACCAUUGUGAAACCUCGAUUGAACUGUGACUUGAACCUUGUAAUGUAAAGCUCUCGUAAGCGACCGCGACCACUUUUGGGAUUACCUAAGUGGUCUUUUCCUUUGCUUUUGAGCUCUCGUAAGCGACCACUCAGUCUUAUUCAUGUAAAUCAACACUUAAAUGAAACUGCGCACAGCGCUAAUGAUUCGUUGAUAAAGAUCUUGGGGUUAUUUUGGUCUAAAAAUUUGGACGUAAAGUAUAGCUGUGUCUUUAUCAGAAAUAAAGACACUCAUUGAAUAUUAAUUUAUUAUGUUUUUUUUUACGAACUAUUGAUGCGCUUCUGAAGCUCUCGUAAGCGAUCACCCUCUCUUGUUUUACCACGCGGUCGCUUAUGAGAGCUCAUUCUUGUAAACGACCAGCUCUAGUUACGAGCACUUUUUCAAAUUUCCGAGGUGGUUGCUUACAAGAGCUUCAACUGUACUAAAAGGGAAGUCUCUCCUCGGAAUGUUUUGAAACUAUCUGUGGUCUUCAAAUCUCUACCACGGUUCGUAAGUGACGUUCAUACAAUUGCCUCGAAGCAGUAACUAUGUACAUCAGAGGAAAGCUAAGUAAACUGCUCACUCGCAUGAUAAACUUUAUGCAUGAUAUUCAUUUGCGUUUUCUGUGUAUCAUGCACUACAUGCAGUGUUGACCAGUUUAGCUCUUCUUUUUAGCAAAUGCGGUUACUGUGAAAUAAGACAUUUACUUCACUACACUUUAAGCCUGGCUUUAGUCAUAUCAUCGCUAUUGUCGUUGCGGUCGCUAAGGGAUCGCCGAAAAUUCUGUUUUUGAUGUCGUUUCUACGAUCGUCCUUGAUAGCCACCGUAUAGAAUGUGCCAGGUUUUACAUGGGGUAACUAACUAUCAAUGGUGUUUAAUAUAAGGUGAUGAACGGAGCAGUGUUUUAGGGAUUUUUAACCUUGGGCUUUUAAAGUGCAAAUAAGACGUGGAUAAUUUUCCCCACAAGCUUGGAUGGUUAGUCCUAUGUCAGUUACAAUUUCAUCGAGUAAGAGUGUUGUAUUGUCCUUAUCCGAUAAUUUUAUCAUCAAGGUUUAAGCUAAAACUAUUGACCUUACUGAAACUGGGUUUCUCUUUGCAAAGGCGUAUGGAAAUGGAAGCGAGGCGUAAACAGGAAGAGGAAGAACAACGCAAGCGGGAAGAAGAAGAAAGAAUCAGGAGAGAAAAAGAAGAGGCUGACAGACAGUUACAGGUCGGUGAAUGGCAGCAUUGCCCAUCGGAAGCUUUUAUUGAGAACUAAUUUUCAUUGUGGGAAAGUAUGCGUCAGACAAGGAAAAUAUAGGACUAGCAGUGUCCAGUAGGGUGUGACAAAAGCCUGGUUCUGUCAAUAAGGUGGGACGAUCAGUUUUAUCAUGAGCAGUUUGUGUGUCAUGUGUGUCCAGUGACCAAGAAGCUAUCAGACCGUACCCAGAGGAAUAGAUUAACAGGCAGACAGAGACAGAAAUAGAGACUGGCAGCUUGCAUUAGCUAAGCAGGCAAAGAACGACCGAACAUAAAACUUAAGGCUGUCCUCUGGUCCUUGUCCUUUAGAAAUUUGGUUUUUUUUUAUUACCCUUGUUCAUAACACUCGUCAGUUAUUUUUCUAGUUAGUUAAGUGAAUUUUUAGUGAGGUUUGUCUUUUGCUGAUCUCCUACAGGCUUUAAGAGCAGAAGAGGAACAAAGAGCAAGGGAUGAGGAACAGCGAAGGUAAGUCUGUGCCGCUUAAAUGCUUUUCCGAUUGACUUUGAUACUUUUUAACUCAUGUCAGUGGUACUACGAUGAGUAGAGAAAGCGGUGACAUCCUUUUCGUAGAGCAAAUAACCAGUUCGUUUUUGCGCAAAGUGGUUUUCACUUAUGUUCUUUAAAGUCAAACCGUAAUCAGUUUUCGCCAGUUGCCGUUGAUGCAGACGAUUUUGUCAACUUUUCCGAACUCAAGGCAGGCAGGCCAGUUUGGUGCAAAGCGCGGGAAACUUAGUCUGAAUGGUUUUGGUUUGAGGUCGGAUGGGAUUGAAAGUGGUGCACAAUCUUGCCAGUGGGAACACAGAUUAUUACAAAAACAAACAGAACUAUCGAGAGCUAUUUUUAAAGGCACUUACGCCAUAGCACAGAUUGCUUCAGGCGCCAUUGUAACGUGGUGUGUUACUUUGCAGGCUGGCUAUGAUUGAACAGGAGCGUAGAGACCGUGAACUGGCUUUACGACUAGCACAGGGUCCUGACGCUCUGGACAGUGAAGCGCAGCAGGCACCCCAACUUUCACUGCAAAGGUCAGUGCAGUGACAGUUCAUAACGCGUUGAUCCGAGGAUUUUGUUAGGUUGCAUAGUCGUACCUUUUUGUGGAUAGUAAUUAGUUUAAAACUAGUCUGGUCUUCACACCAGGCGAUACGAAGCAAGGCAAGUUGCCUGAUAGGAGUGCAGUAGACACUGGGGGUGAGACGGCGAGGGGAAGCGGUUAUUAGGAAAUAAUUUUGCCACGUGGUGUUUGGCUGGGGCACCUAAAUCUUUACAGACCAGGACUCCUGAUGUCUGCCCUUUGGACUAUGUAGCCUUCCGCGAACCUUUUUGAUAUUUUAUAGCCGUAGUUAAGGUCGCAACUCUAAAGGCUUGUACUUGAACAUGCUUUAAAUGAAUGAAUUGAUGUAAAGCAGUACCCACAUCUGGUUUCACAUCUGUUUCGCUUUGCGGUUCACAUAUGGGGCUAUCAGCUCGGUUGGCUAGACCAUGUAAGUGAACUCUCUAUUCCUCUCCUCUCAAUGGGCACUGUCUUCCAGUCUUAAAACUUUGGCCAAUUACAUAAGAUUGCGUCGCUCAGAUAAGUGAAUAAUUAUUUUACUCAGUUGUUUUCUCUGUUAAAAGUGCUAACACCUGACACCUCCUGUAAAUUUUGAGUUUCAUAAAGUCUUUUUCUUCGUUGCAGGGCUCUGCCGCCAUCAAAAGAGAAGAAGAAGCAUGACUUGACAUCUUGGAAGUACGCAGAGUUACGCGACACCAUCAAUACGUCAUGUGGUAAGCUAAAUGCUUAUGAUGCUACCCCGAAGAGUGGAACUUGACUAACUGAUCACUACCUAACCAAAGGGAACGUGUACUAGUUGCUAGACCUCCCGCUAUUUUCAAUAAUAACGUCGUUUAGAUUGAUUCCGGCAAACUCACCUCCUUCACUUACGAAGAUAAUCGUGAGCGGUAAAUACAGUACUUUAACAAUUUGAUUAUAGUUUUGCAAGAAUUAUGAAAGCUUUAAAACAAACAAAUAUGAAUAAAGUAAGCGUAUGCAUAGCAAAGUUUAGUUUAGCCUUUGUGGAUGCCAAGCCUCGAUUUGAAGCAGUCCAGGUCAGGCACUUGCACUUCAUUUGAGGUUGUAUCAAUUUGUAUACAUGUAAUUGUUUGAAACUGUCUUUUUUCCAUUCUGCCCACUUCAAUCAUCUGAGACCGUGAUGAAUUUUAAAUAUUAUGUCCAAACGUAUCAAUUGCCCAUCCCAAGUGAUCUAACAUUCCAUCAACGCUAGAUGUUUGAUGGUAUCUGUUUUUGACAAACCUUACCGUUCAGGGUCUCCUUCACACAGGAGUGGAAUAUGAAAAAACAAAACAAAACAAAACAAAACAAGACCUGCGUCUAUGAUUCAUUAUCUUUUUGUGCUUAAUGUAGAUAUCGAGCUUCUAGAGGCCUGUCGAGAAGAGUUCCAUCGGCGACUAAAGGUUUAUCAUCAGUGGAAGAAACAAAACAAGGCUCAAAGACCCGACCCACAAGGAGCUCCACAGAGAGCACCACAGGAUAUCAUGCAGGCAGGUCAGUUCAUCAGCCAACUCUUAUAUCCUACCAUCAAAAUUCAAAUUCUCAUUUGUUAUCCCUAUACGUUUUCAAUAAAAGUAGUGGGGAGAGUUUGAUUUGUUGUUGAAUUUGUUCAUGUCCUUAAUUCUCAUGACCACCCUGUUUUAUAAAGCAGUGAUAUUACAAGGAGAAAUUUGACACUGAUCACUCUUAAAGCUUAAAGGGUUAAACUGUUCAGAUUGACUGCCUAGGAGUAACUAAAAAUCAACAUCACAGUUUCACAAGUCAUACCUUGAAAAUUGCGGGAAGACUCCGAAGUCAGAAGCAUCUUUGACAUCCUGAUAAACAGUUCCAUAAGAAAGUGAUAAGUGGUCGCACUGAAGGAGAGGAGAGUGUCCUUUGUAUUCCAUGUUUAUCUCUCCUUUCCUAAACUUUUUUUAAUCCUCUAUAGUUAACCAUUUACCUUUUUGGUGUUUUCUGUUUUACCAACUAAUAUUUUGAGGUUUCCUUCAGUUUAAGAUAAUUGUGCACAUAGCAAAAAAACCUACAUCCACAAAUCCACAAAUUCGGCAGUUAAAGCAUACUUUUACAGCAAACAUAAACAAAGGUGGAAUUCCAAGGGAGAAUACCACACCCACGUAAAGGCGGUACUUAAUGUAGAGUGAAAAGAGUUUAAUGUGUUUUUUUCUCAUUGGCGUUUGCCUUCUGUCACAGCUGAACAAGCCCCACCUCUCCCUCCUCGACCAUGUCGUGCGGAGCAAGCUGUUGCCCCAUCCCUCCCCCCACGGAGGCCGCAGAGAUUUUUCCGUAUAGCGUUCAUGCGGCGCUCGAAUCAGUAUCGGGAUAGCGAGUUUAAGAAACAGGGCUGGUGGUAAGUCUUAAUGUGGUAACUAUAAUUUUAAAUACGGAGCGUAAUCCACGACGACGAAGACGACGGCAACGAGAAAGACAAAAAAGCGAUAGGUUUUUUGGACAUGUUUCGCUUUUCUUGCACGAGCAGGACGUGAAACUGCCUAACUUCACGUUUUGUGGAGAACUUUGAACGAGAUUUUUACAGUCCUGUAAAUCAGAUCCAGAAAAAUUCACCAACAUUGGUAAAAUCGACUGACAUGGAAUAAAAGCGAUGAAUUUUGAAACAGCGUUACAAAUGUAAGUGAAUUCACUUGUUAAAAAGACGUUUUCGCCACCGUCGUAGACGUUGUUGGGUAAGCUCCCUAUAAUACCUAAUAUAGGCCAAACAAUGGUAGCAAAAUGAAAUACCUACUUUUGUCUCACAUAGCUGUAAUAGUACAACAAAUACUAUAACAGUUCGAUACACCAUUUAUUUACAAUAGGACAGUAGUUAACCUUACAAGGUAAGGUAAGAGACGGGAAAUAUCAGGAAAAUGUAGUCAUGGUUUUGAGGGGGAUUGAUGCUUAACCCUUUCACUGCCAAAUGUGGCCAAAGGUGAGUUGCCUCACAAAUCUCUUUCAUGAAAAACACUCUGGCAGUAAAAGGGUUAAGAGAGGUAAAAGGCUCUGCCCUUGAAUAACUAAGUGGUUUUUUUAAGCUUUAAGUCAUCUUGGUGUACCCGUAGAUUAACAGUUACUCUCACGGUACUUUUUACGCCACUUGUACGAACCAAGUCUAAGUUAGGUGACAGAGCUUUUACGAUAGCGAUGCCCAUGCUCUUGAGCUCUCUUCUCAAAAAGCUUCGUGUGUAUAAUUAACAGGAUUUUUUAAAUUGUCAUUCUGUCUUUUACCUGUCGUUGUAAUGCGGUUGUAAUGCGCAGCUGAUCAUCCUCAUGUUAAGAGAAAAAAAAAAGUUAUAUUAUUAUUGAAGCUGUAUUACAGAGUUUUCUCACAUUCAGAUAACCAGCCUGGGGUCAGGAGGUUCUUAGAAAUCUAGGAAUGGCGACAUUGUUUGGUUCAUUAUCCUUUGUUUCGUUACCCAACACAACAACUCGUUUUGAGAGCAAUGCGGAAUGAAGAAUGUCAUUUCAUGUCUAAUUUCAAGAUAAAGCUCUCUUAAGCACUAGUAUUUACAAAUUCUUCCCCCUUCCUGGAUCAUUUUUGACCCCAAGUGAACAACAUUGACAAGGGUGGGAGGGGAAAGGCCUCACUGCUUACUUGCGGCACCAAAUCCACGAGAUGGCUAAAAAAGCGCAAAAUUCGUAUCACCCUUUGCCGUGAUUGUACCGCCCGUAGUUUGUGCUAUCAAUGUUAAAUACUCAUGCAUUUCGUUUGUCAGGUAUGCACAUUUUGACGGUCAGUUUAUUGCGCGUCAAAUGGAGUUGCACCCUGGUCAGCCUGGUUUGCUGUUAGUGGCAGGAGAAGAUGAUUUAGACAUGUGUGAAUUGAGUCUGGAUGAAACAAGACUCACCAUGCGACAGGGAGCUGAGAUUACCAUGAGAGACUUUGAAAUCGAGUGGUUAAGGAAUGGAGGUUCUCAACGUCAAUAUCAGGCUAAAAUGUAUCAAACACAGAACUAGUUGAGACGUUUUUGAGUUGUCACGCAACGCUGUGUCACGAAGGGAUGUUAUCACAUUCAAAUUCUUUAUUUGAGGCAAGAGUGUUGCGUGACAAAUUCGAAUUCUUAUUGAAGCCUAAUACGUUCAUUCUGGAAGUAGUAUUCUUAAUAUACUAAUAAUACUAAUAUACUCCCCUCUAAUAACAACAAAUGGGAUCGUUCAGAUCGAUUAUUUCAAACAUUUCCAUCUAAAAUGGACGAUAGCAUGUGUAUUUGAUGGGAUGGGAGGAAGGGGUGUCUGGUUGAUUACCUUCGUAAUCUUGAACAAACUCGUGCUCGUUUGAGCGGUUGUAAUAACCAUUUCAUCGUAGGACAAAGAUAAAUAGUAGAAUGCACUAGGUACGGUAGAGUGUUAGUUUAAAAUUUAUUUCUUGGACAGGUCGUGGUUUUUUGUUGCACAACAGAGCAGUUUGAUAUAAUCGAUGUUUAUACUACCACCUGGACCCCUGGAAUUUGGUUCCUUAGAGCAGUGGUAUUUCAGCUUAAUUUAUACAAACCUUCUAGGGGUAGUAGAAGGAGCAUGACAGAGCAGUUUGAUCAGUAUUACGAUGUAAACCAGUGUCGUCCUAACGGCUCGUGAAAAUUUAAUUUUGAAAAAUUGUGCCAUGACUACAAAUCAUUUGACUAUACAAACCAGUGUCGUAGAUGCUAAAUUAAAUUAAAAUUGUGCCAUGACUUCAUUUGACUACCAAUACUUAAAGAGACAAGAAGCUGUAGUGAACUGACGCCAUCGACAAGGUGCUGUUUGUAGAGUAGGUAGGAUUUAACAAAGUUUUUUGGAAUUUGUUCGUACAGGAAAGUUAAAAUAAAUUAUGAAAGUAAUUAUGCGCUAUUAACUAAGCGCGUGACCAAGAUGGAUUAUGCAAUUUUUUUUCUUUCGUGUUGUCGCGUAUUUUAUAGGCCGAGACCAAGUUGAGGCGUAUGAAAACGCCACAAAAGAGGGGGGAAGUGCGAGGUCAUUGUCGAGAUAUCUUCAAUAAAGAAUUGAUUAUAUGACUUAGAGAACAACUAGUCUUACAGGGUGAAAGCAGAGAGAGUAGUUCAAUCAAUCCGCAAAACGCACGAUUUGCUUCUUCAACCCGCCUGUUACAACGAACGUUUUGGAGAAAAAAAAUUGUAAAUUGAAGGAAUAAAAUAUUUGGCGAGUUGACUUGAAUUUCUUAAGACACCACACAUGCAUUGAGUGUGCAAAAACUUCUCAUAAAGUUGAGAUCGUUAUAAUUUCCAUGUACUCGAAGAGUAAUUACAAACCAUCCUUUUAUAUCACAGCCAGGAAAAUUCAUUUAUUUUAGCGCACAAAUUUUGACCGCAGUAUACUUUUUUUUUUCUGUUCUGUAUAUGAUGACCAAGAAUAAAAUGGUGCACAUGUAGUGGUUCAAUUCUCUCCUGGGUUUAAAUAAAUUUUCCUUUGUCUUUGGGUACGAUAAUGUAUGAUAAUGAUUUAAAACAAAGAAAAGUGAAAUUUAACUGGAUCAAGGAUAAAAUUUCAUCACAACACAGGCACCAAACGGUCUUCAUUUAUUUUCUAAGAUCUGUAAUGUCAAAUUGCUGACACGAAAUACCAAUCUCAGAUGAGAACUGAUUCAUACCAUAAACUGGAAUAAUAACCUCGCUCCCAUUGUCUUUAAUAUUUUUUGGUUAAACGUUUUUUUUUAGUUAGGUGAAUAUAUGCAAGUUUAAUGUGUUAUUAGGCUAUUUAUUUAAUUUAUUUAUUAAUUUGAACGUUUCAAAUAAUUCAAAUCAUUGUGAUAACUGUUUCCAGAAAACAGUGGCCUAUUUUGUUUUAUGCGCCAACAACAAGGUCUUACACUGGCCGUAUUCACACUAGAGAUGGGUUAUCCGUUGGAUAAUUCGCGUCAGACAGUUAAUACGUCUUAAUUUGAAAAUGGAACGGCCUUAAUUUUAGAUGCAGUGGACAAUCCGACUUUAUACAUCUGUAUUUCCGUCAAUUUUGACAGAUUUUGAAGAUGGAUUAUCCGUCUCUAACGGGAAAACGGCCAAUGUCGGAGAUAUAUAGGAACUAUAUUUUUGCGAAUUCUUCAAUUAAAAGGGUUAUCGCUAAGACAGCUAUCACCAAAGAAAGCUGCUU
Messenger RNA from Porites lobata, 31041 nucleotides. The record is from the annotation of a GenBank genome assembly. Lineage: Eukaryota; Metazoa; Cnidaria; Anthozoa; Scleractinia; Poritidae.